Molecule: messenger RNA, 3255 nt
Organism: Menidia menidia (Atlantic silverside)
Lineage: Eukaryota; Metazoa; Chordata; Actinopteri; Atheriniformes; Atherinopsidae
Source: the annotation of a GenBank genome assembly
AUGUUUAGUCCCCGCAACGCCCUGAACUCCGCUCGUCGGGGGCCGGACGUGGCCACCGGGAGGAAGAGCCUGUCCGGGCCGGCGGCCAGCCUGUUGUUCUCCCCGCGGAAAACGCCUCUGUCGGCGAGGUCCACUCCCACGCGGGUUCAGACCCACUCAGCUGCAGAAUCCCUCAGCUAUGACGUGAGGACGUUUGGCUCAUCCCUGCCCGUCAAAGUCAUGGAGGCCCUGACCAUGGCUGACGCUGAUGACCAGAUCUCAGUGAAGGUGAACGAAAGCGGCUGGGCAUGGAUGGUUUGUGGAGAGAGGGUGAUCAUCUGGAAGAUCUGUCAGACUCCUGUAGCCAAGCUGUCGGUGUGCAAGAUGCUACAACUGCCCAGCAGCGACUACAACUACACGGCAGACCUGGUGGCUGUGACCUCCCCCGCCUCUCUGGACGUGGCCCCCGUUCAGUCCAUUUCCGUGCUGGCGCUGGCUGCGGAGGGUACAGCUCGCUUCUGGCCAAGCCUGGCCCACGAGGGCAACUACACCGAUUUGGAUUUGGACUUUGGAGAUCUCUGCAACUUUGUGGUCGCUGUCAGAGGCGGAAGCUUCGUCCUUUCAUCGGUCAAGAAUCAGAUGUUCAGAGCAAGUGCCGACUCCUCCGGGAAGCUGCAGUACCGGCCCCUGCAGCAGGGUCAGGGCAUGCUGUCUGGCAUCGGCCGCCGUGUGUCCAGCCUGUUUGGCAUCCUCUCCCCUCCAGCCAACGACACACUCCACAGUGUGCUGUGGGACCCAGAAACCAGCGGCCUGUACACACUCACCUCCUCCGGUCUGAGUAAGUGGGAGGUGGACGACGGCUCCGAGCACCAGAUCUUCAGUUGGGACACCCGCAGAGCUCUGACCGAAAGCAUCACCGAUUCGAUUUGGGGGUCAGAGAGCAACUACGAGGAGAUGAAGGAGGGGGCGAACGUGGCCUACCUGGACAUGAAGCUCGGCCAAGCUGGCCUGGUGGUGUCGGCGGCAGCCUGGAACCCGUCGGACACCCCCUGCCUGGCCUACUUCUGCCUGGUCACCCUGCAGGAUAACGGGGCCUCCAUUAGUGAGCAGUUCACCGUAGAGGUCACAAAGUUUAACUGUCCAUUCCAGAGCGAGGAGGCCCUGCUGGCCACGCGACUGGUGAUGCCCCCUUCCCCCGGCUCCACCGCCUUCCUGUACAACCAGGAACUGGUGUUUGCGUGCUCAACGGGCACCAGCAGGGGAGCGCUGCCCGAUGAGAAGAUCAGUUUUAACUCAGCAGGUGACGGCGUCUAUGGAGGCGGCUGCUGUGCCAACCUGCCCGUAUUUUUCUCCCAGAAGAGCGGCCUGGUUGCGGUGGUGGCCAAAGAGACGGCGUCCAUCCUGCCAGAGACCAUGGAGGACUCGCUGUGCUCUUCACUGGCUGCAGCCCCAGAGGUUUCUGUCAUGGAGACUCCAGUCCGAGGAGAGCCUGUAGCCCAGGAGGACAAGACAAAACUCCUAAAAGCUGCCUUCCUGCAGUUCUGUCGAAACGACCUAAUGGGAGCUCAGAGCAUCACAGAUGAGCUCUUCCCUGCCGACGGCGAUGGAGAGGAGGGAGCAGACUUGGACGGCAUCGUGACCCAGAUCAACCUGGACUUGGUGGACGACUACCCGGCCUCAGAUCCUCGCUGGGCCGAGUCUGUGGGUCUGCUGGACCGGCUCAGCCAGGCGACGGUGCGCUCGGCCCCGAUGGCCACGCGCCUGCUGCUGUGCGAGCACGCCGAGAAGCUGCAGGCGGCCAUGGUGCUGAAGAACUACCACACCAAGCACGGCGAGCUGGUGAACCGGGCCAUCGGCGCGGCGGUGCAGGCCGCCGCCUCGGUGCCGCCCAGCCUCACCGUGGCCGACGUCUUCUUCAGAGAGGUGUCGCAGAUCUCCUCCGUGUUCGACUGCCUGCUGGAGGAGGUGGAGCAGGGCCUAAAGGAGGGCCCGGCUGACUCCGUGCAGUCGGCCGAGGUGGUCCUCACGGUCAACAACAUCAUCAAGGACAUGCUCCAGGCUGCUGGCCAGUACAGGGAGACAAAGGCUUCCGUGUACAGAGCCCCUGAAAAUGCCGCCCCAGAGCCCGAGUAUCACGACCUCAUCCUGCGCUCGGUCUACCCGCUGGCCGACUCGCAGUUGCGCGGCGUCCUGUGCGAGCAGCUGGUGGCGCUGCUGGACAUCUACCUGGGCGGCUACGUGGCCCAGCUCACCUCCCUGCAGCAGCAGCAGAGGCCCACGGGGGCCCAGCAGGAACGCUACAACAGUCUGGAGAUGGAAUACAGCCAGCGGCGCUCCGAGCUGCUGACCCCUCUGCUGGAGCUGGGCCAGUACCAGUGGGUGGCGGCGCUGGCCGAGAAGUACUGCGACUUCGACAUUCUGGUCCAGAUGUGCGAGCAGACGGACAACCAGAGCCGCCUGCAGCACUACAUGGCCAAGUUUGCUGAGCAGAACUUUGCCGACUUCCUGUUUCGCUGGUACAUGGAGAAGGGGAAAAGGGGGAAGCUGCUGUCCCAGCCGGCUGCCCAGCACCAGCAGCUGGCCAGCUUCCUGCAGUCGCACCAGCACCUGAGCUGGCUGCACCACAUCCACAUCCAUGACUACCAGAGUGCCCACCGGACUCUGUACAGCCAGGCCAACAUGGAGACGCGUUACUUUGUGAAGAAGAAGACCCUGCUGGCUCUCAGUAAGCUGACCGCGCUGGCCUCAGACCUGCCCGAGGACAAGCUCAACGAGCAGAUUGAUGAUAUUGUGGAACAGGAGCGCUUCCUGCUUCAUCAGGAGACUCUGCCCAGACAGCUGCUGGAGGAGAAAGAGCAGAACCCAGACACCAUGCCUCUGCUCUCGGCUCACAACCUCAUACAGCUGUACAUCAGCGACGACAACAGGCGGGCCAACGAGUACGACUUCAAAAAGGCUCUGGACCUGCUGGAGUACAUCGAGGAGGAGGACGCCGUGGACACCAACGCGCUCAAAUGCGAGAUCUUCGGCAAAGCGCUCCGGAGGGACGACUGGUCCUCCGCCGACGGGAAUGACAACCCUCUGGACGCAGCCAAGGACAGCAUCUUUGUCAAGAUCCUCCUGAAACUCAUUCAAGAAGGUGUUCCUCUGGACACGUACCUGCCGGACGUCAAAGAGCUGCUGGAGCUGGACGACCUGAGCAGCUUUAGAUCAAAGCCCUAUUUUGAGUUCGUCCUUCGAGCUAAUUAUGAACAUUAUCUUCAAGUUCAGAUGUGA